Messenger RNA from Spirodela intermedia, 1656 nucleotides. Lineage: Eukaryota; Viridiplantae; Streptophyta; Magnoliopsida; Alismatales; Araceae. The record is from the annotation of a GenBank genome assembly.
AUGGCGGAACACCAUCAUUUGGCUUUCUUCAUCUUCUUCUUCUUCGCGCAGGCGGCGAUGGCGGGGUGGAGCGGCGGAGGGGAGUGGCGGGUGCUGCGGGAGAGCAUCGGGAUCUCCGCCAUGCACAUGCAGCUGAUGAGAAACGACAAGGUGGCGAUGUUCGACAGGACGGACUUCGGCGCCUCGAACCUCUCCCUUCCCGGCGGGCGGUGCCGGCAGGACCCGCUGGACACGGUCCUCAAGAAGGACUGCACGGCGCACUCCCUCUUCUACGACGUCUCCGCCAACGCGGUGGCGCCGCUGACGGUGCUCACCGACACCUGGUGUUCCUCCGGGGCCGUCCUCCCCGACGGCACGCUGCUCCAGUCCGGCGGCUACAACGACGGCGACCGUGUCGUCCGCUCCCUCGCCCCAUGCGCUUUCCACGGCGGCGCCACCGCUGCCUGCGACUGGGUUGAGCACCCCGGGUACCUCGCCGUGCGCCGCUGGUACGCCACCAACCAGAUCCUCCCCGACGGUCGCGUCGUCAUCGUCGGCGGCCGGAGGCAGUACAGUUACGAGUUCUUCCCCAGGGAGGAGGAGGCGCAGCCCGCGGAGUUCCCCUUCUUGAGGGAGACCCGGGAUGGAGAAGCAGAGAACAACCUCUACCCUUUCCUCCACCUCCUCCCCGACGGCUCCCUCUUCGUCUUCGCCAACACCAGAGCCGUCGCCAUCGACUACGUCACUGGCCGCGUGCUCCGCACCUUCCCAGCCAUCCCCGGUGGCGAGCCCCGCAACUACCCGAGCACCGGCUCCUCCGUGCUCCUCCCCCUCCGCCUCCCCGCCGGCGGCGCCGCCGCCCUGGUGGCGGAGGUGCUCAUCUGCGGCGGCGCCCCGCGGGGGUCCUACCAGCAGGCCCUCAACGGGACCUUCGUCCCCGCUCUUAGAACCUGCGGCAGGCUAGUCCUCACCGACCCGAGAGCUUCCUGGCGGAUGGAGACCAUGCCGGCGGCCCGCGUUAUGGGGGAUAUGCUGUUGCUCCCCACCGGCGACGUCAUUAUCGUCAACGGCGCCGGCAAGGGCACGGCGGGGUGGGAACUGGGCCGGGAUCCUGUCACCUUUCCCUUGCUUUACCGCCCCGACGGCCCCUCCGGUGGGCGGUUCAGCGUCCUCAGCCGCUCUGGUAUCCCCCGAAUGUACCACUCGGCGGCGAUGGUGGACACUCUCGGCCGUGUGCUCGUCGGCGGCAGCAACCCGCACAUAUACUACAACUUCACUGGCGUGGAGUAUCCGACGGAGCUGCGGCUGGAGGCGUUCUAUCCGCCGUAUCUCGACGCGGCGUACGACGGGCGGCGUCCCACGGCCGUCGAGGCGGUGCCGAGGGGGGCAGUGGGCUACGGAGAGCCGCUGGCGGUGAGCUUCGAGGUGGCCGAGUACGAGUCGCAGGGCGGCGUGGUGGUGGCACUGCUGGCUCCGUCGUUCACCACCCACUCGCUGGCAAUGAACCAGCGCAUGGUGGUGCUCGCGGUGGAGAAAGUGGAGUCGGCGGGGGGCGAGGCGUACCAAGCGACAACGGCGGCUCCGCCCAGCGCCAACAUAGCGCCGCCGGGGUAUUACCUACUCUUUGUCGUGCACGCGGGCGUGCCCAGCAAGGGCGUGUGGAUAAAUAUCCACUAA